Molecule: messenger RNA, 3062 nt
Organism: Drosophila innubila
Lineage: Eukaryota; Metazoa; Arthropoda; Insecta; Diptera; Drosophilidae
Product: progestin and adipoQ receptor family member 4
Exons: 8
Coding region: 362-1861 (499 amino acids)
Cellular component (GO): membrane
Molecular function (GO): signaling receptor activity
Source: RefSeq, a predicted model, not a curated record
CUGUAUAAACUUACGGAGACUGUGCUUCAGCUAAGGGUGGUGAAAGAUCGCCAGUAUCGAUCCGUCUACGUUUGUCUCGUGUGCCGGCUGAGGAGCGAUCCCUCGAGUGAUGGCGUCGUCGUGUUCGUGGCAUCUAUAAAGGCACACAAGAUACAAAAUACACAUUAAUACUGAUAUGUACAAAUAAAUAAUUGCAGCUACGUCACACGCUCAUUUCAGCAAAAACAAAAUACGAGUCAAAAAGCAAAUCAAAGCAAAGUGUUGUAAAUUUUGCUUUUGAACCAAAAGCAAAGUUGCUGCUGCCGCCCUUGUAGAAACUCUCCGCAUCGAUAAAGUGACGCGUCGCGUUGGAAGCCAAGGUAUGGACACUGCUGCCGCCGCUGCUGCUGCCGUUGUGGUUGAUCUGAGCACCGAAGGCAGCAAAUCGAGUGCGACUAAGACUAAAUUGCUGAACAAGCCGAAGCCAAAGCCGCCCUUGAAUUACACUCUAGUAGGAACUGUAGUUGGAGGUGUUUCGGUUGGCACUGCAUGCAAUCUCGGCACUGAACUGGACAUUGCCAAUUGUCUGGGCAGCACUGUGGAGUCCAUGUCUGCCACACCCCCAACAACGCCCGCUCGCAUUCGCGGCAACAGCAAUGAAACUGGAGAGGGUAUGGGAAUGGGAAAUGGAACGGGAACGGGAACAGGCAAUGGAGAGGCACAUGGCCAUGUCAUGUCCAUGAAUGGACUCAAAGAUGCAAUUGGAGAGAAUUGCCAUCAAGAAAUUGCACUUGCACCAUUAAUUUCCACAACAUCAACGUCUUCCACGAACGCUUCCACAACGCCAACGUCUGCCUUGCUUACAGCACCAAUAACAGUCACGUCAACAACAACCAACACAACAACAUCAACAUCAACAGCCACCACACAAACAACAACAGCUUCGUUGUCAGCAGCAGCAACAACAACAGCAACAUCGAUGACUACGUCAAGCACGAACGGCUCAACAAACGCGAAGGAUAACAACAACAUUGAUCAGCUGCUGCAUUGGCAGGAUAUGCCAAAAUAUCUGCAAUUUAAUCCCUAUGUCCUUAAGGGAUAUCGUCCGCUGCAAACCUUCAAGGGAUGUCUGCUCAGUCUCUUCUAUUGGCACAACGAAACCAUCAACAUACUUACACACGCCAUACCAAUAUUUUAUAUACUGGCUAUUGUGCCAGGACUUAUGCCAUGGGACAGCGGCUUCAAGUUCCUUUCUUUUUGUCAUGUCUUUGGAUCCGUAGCGCCCUGGUGCGGCAGCUUCGUCUAUCAUCUGUUUAUGAACAUUGAGAUGGGCGAGAAUGUGUAUUAUAGAUUGCUCAAGCUGGACAUGGUCGGCAUCUGGGUGAGCCAGAGUUUCGGUGCCUUGCCUCUGGUCACGGCCACAACGUUGUGCUUUAAUCCAUUUAUCAAGUGGCUCAUUAUUUUUUCGUACUGUCUGCUCUCGCUCUGGGGCCUCUACAAGGCCCUCACAGCUAGCUCCCCCUGGCAGAGACGCCUCUGCUUUGCGCUUCCGUUCACGAUGCGUUCGGUGCUGACGUUUCUACGUAUACGAGGAAUGGUGGGCGGCAGUCAUAUGGCCCUUUCCCAUGUCUAUCUGCAGGUUGAAGUUGAUGGCGUUUCCAUAUUAGGAGGCGCCAUUGGCGCCAUGCGCAUUCCAGAAAAGUGGUUUCCCGGUCUGGUCGAUUUUUAUCUGAACUCUCACAACAUUAUGCAUGUGCUGGUCGUCGUGGCAGUCUACUCUAUGCAUAAAGCAACUAUUAAGGACUUUGAGUGGAUGUCCAAUCAGACCUGCAAUUCGCUUGCCAAUGCCACGGAACAAUCUUUGGCCCAUCUGGAACUAUGACCCGCUUACUGGCUACUUCUCCUUCUGCUCCUUUCUCUUUUGCUAUUGCUAAAACCUCAACCAGAACGCGCUGCAAAUCAAUUGGAAAACUCACGGCCAUGCGCAUGCUGAUUAGAUAAUAAAUUGAAACAGAAACUCAAAUUUAAAAAAAAACAAUUUAAGAAAAUGCUACUCGAAUAUACCGUGUAUAAAUGAGCGCGUGCUGUAACAGUAACAAUAGGUAUAAGCAUAUAAUAUAUAUAGGAUAAUAGAUAAACAUAAAUACAUACAAACAUAUGUACAUACAUACACGUAUAUGUGUAAUUAGUACAUACUUCGACUGUGGUAUUUAGUAUUAAGUUAAUAUGAAAGAAUUAUUAUAAAAAUAAAAAAAAAUUAAAUCAAUUACAGUGCACUUUCGGUAUAAUGUUCUAUGCGCGAUUUCCAUGCAACAAAUCUGAGUACUAUAUAUAAACGAUAAUUUCAAUGAUGUUGAUACAUAUGUACCUCAUUAUGCUUACAACAAGAAACAUCUAAUUUUCAAAUAUAACUUUGUACCUCGACGACUAUAAAAACGAAAAUUAAGCAAUAAGAAAACUUACAUUUAAUCUUAAAAUUCUUCCUAGUUGAACUAUUAAAAUCUGUUAAUUGUUUAAUUUUGCAAGCUUAGUACAUACGUAAUAGAGAAUACACUUUUUUGUGAGUUGAAAACAAAAACUGAAUCACUAAUGCGUGUUUUGUGCCAUUAGUUAGAUUGUAACAUUUGGACAAGUGUGAACAAGAUCUUCAAGCUAAAUCGCUGCUGAAUCGAAUUAUUAAAACUUCCUAAUGCCUAAAUUUUGCCAUCUUGUCUAGCAAAUUAUAAAACUCUCCGUAAAUUAUAUUUGAUCAAUUACCCUAGGUUUUAAGAACCAAAUAUUAUAAAAUUGCAAUACGGCAAAGUAUUUUAAUCCAACUGAUGGAACAAUUAUGAAUAAUUAGUUAUUAGUAGUUUCAAUAAUUUACACCAUGCCUAUUAAAAGAAUGCAAAGAACAUAAAUAUAUAACAAUUAUAAUAAAUGAAACCAAAGCUAACAGAAUUAGACAAACAAAAGCAAUAAAAUAUGUAUAAUAGAUGCUUGAAACAAGUUGUAACUAUAUUGUAAGAAGCAAUUAGAGUAAUAGUGUUAUAUACUUAUAUGAUUUUCAGUAAAAGUUAAUAAACAUUAAACACAAAUACAAA